GGCCGGAUCGCGACGUCAGAUGAAAACCAAGCCAGGAAAAAAAGAAAGCUUUUAGUGUUAACGAGAUCGUUUCGAAAGUCCUUAGAGUGACACUGAAGUAACCUUUGAGUGUUUCCUGUACUGCGGUAAAUAGAAAGUCCUUGAGAAAAAUCCCGUCAUUUUAAACCAAACGUAUUGAGCAAUACRAUGUAUAAGCUACGGUGGAAUUCACAGAGAUUAAACCCAAUAAGUAAUAUGUGAGUUGACGCACGAACAAUAUUAACAGACGAAAAGGUAAUCUGACAAGAAACCUCAAAGCAACUGACGAGUCUACCAGCAAGCUUCUAUAGCCAAAGSAUAGAAAUUAUCAACGAUUGGUGCUGAUUUGAAAUUUGUGGGCAUCUCAAGAUUUCUACACACCCACCAACUUAUUUUAUUUAACAUCUCUUGGAACACUGAUAAAAAGAAAUUUCUGUGGUUGCACAUUUAAGGGACUAGCUGCAAAUUAAGGUUAUAUCCGAUAACGUUUAAUUGAAACACACUUUUGAAUAACCACAAGAAAAAAGGUUGCUUGAUCGAAAUUCUGACKAACAUCCGAGGAACAAGUUUGUUUAUUACACCAAUUUCAUCGUGCAAGUCUCUGGAGAUAUUUAUAUACAUGUAAAUAAACAGACUUUUCCAGCAAUAUUUGGAGAAGAUGACUUGUAUUCUAAAGUGUUUGGCAUUCUGUACUGUAAGCAUACAGUUGUACUGGAUGGCGACUUGUGACUCCAACAUCGAUCCAGUGGUAAGACGGAGGAACGACAAAGUUUACCUUUUCUACCGAAAUGGGWCAUCAUGGAUAGAUAACCGGGAGAAGUGCAAGGGUCUCCAUGGUGACCUGGUUUCUUUAAAUACAAAGGACGAAUGGGAAUUCAUCAAAAACGAGAUACAGAACCUGAAAAACCGGUUUAAAGACGAAUGGCAUAUAGGUCUUAAAAGACAUGGCCACAAUAAAACAAACAGGACAUCAUGGUACUGGUUAUCAGGUAAACAGCUCAAUUAUGACCCUUGGCAGAUCCACCAACCAUCAGGCGAUGGYGAGUGCWCUAACAUAGCCAAGAACUAUUUAAAUAGUGUUGGAGGAGUCAAUGAUCUGCCUUGCCGAGGGUGGUACAGUCCUAGAGGGUACAUAUGUGAGGUGCAACAUGUACCAAUAGCUCGUUCAGUCGAUGGAGCAGUGUUCACAGAAAAAUGGGAUAGCAUAGGAGGUUUCAAAAUCAAAGACUUGACAAGCCAUUCAACUUACCCAGACUCACCUAAUGAAACCUACAACAUGGCGACAUUUUUCCUUGGUAGAACAUAUGAAAGGGACUUUGGGAUGAGGAUGAGAUCAUACUUUCAAGCACCAAUGACAGGCAACUAUUCAUUCCACAAUUAUUUGUGCGAUGACUCUUGUAUGGUGUAUUUGAGCAUUAGUGUUAAUCCUAAAGACAAAAAGAUCAUUACUGACCAUAGUCCUGGUGGUAAAGGAAUAAAAAGUAGUCAACCAGUAUACCUUGAGGAAGGCAAGCUUUAUUACCUGGAAAUGCUGUUCAAACAGGGAAACCCUUAUGCUGAAUUUAACCUCUAUGUAUGCUUCCCUGAUGGCAAAGGACAUUAUAAAAUACCAUCAAAAUACUUAAAGAAAAGUGUCAGUGAAAUCGACCGACCAGGUAAAGAUUGCACAAAGUCAGGUGAUCCUAAAUUCCCUGAUUAUAUCAACUGCAAGGACUUUACACGACUUGACAAGCUAAACGCAGUAAAAACUGUACUGAAACAGCUGCAGACAGACAUACGCACAAACCCAGCAAAACCUUCAAURGAAACUUUAGAAGAUUCUAUGAAAACUGCUGCAAGAAARAUAACGUUCCUUCUUGACGACACAGAAAGCCAGCAGUCAGAUCAAGUAGAGAAAGAGGACGGCGGUAUACAAGUUGCUAUGGAAGUUGAACACCUUGGCAAUAUGGUUGCUGAGCAACUCAAUCAAACAGAACCUAUGUCGCUUGAAUAUCCAAACAUAAUAUUGCAGAUCAAGAAGCUCGAGAAGAACUUCAUCUUCCCUGAUAAAAGUCUAAAUGCCUCGUUUCAAACCRAUGACGAAAUAAGCAUAUCAACCAACCAAUCAGAUUCAGACUACCUCGUAUUCAGCUCCCUUUAUAAGAAUCUAGAAGACCUCCUCAAAGGGAAUAUCUCAGAAGUAGAUGGUGACGAAAAGGGGAAUUUUUUCCUUAACAGUCGGAUUAUUGCAAGCUCGCUAAUCCCUGCACCUAAUAAAUCACUUGAGAAGAAAUCAGUCAGACUGAAGCUUGAGCAUAAAAGGUUUAAAAGUUCUAAAAAGCAAGCGAUGAUGUGCGUCUUCUGGAAUUUUACUUCAAGCGGGGAAAAUUCAACCGGUUCGUGGUCAAAUGAAGGCUGUCAAAUAGACGAACAGCARUCCAAUGAAAACUUCACGGUUUGCUUGUGUGACCAUCUGACGCACUUUGCUAUUCUAAUGAAGGUUACUGAAGAUGACAAGCCCCUCUCUGAAGACCACGUGACAGCCUUGCAAGCUAUUACAUACGUUGGGUGYAGCUUGUCUCUUAUUGGUGAGGUUUUGACAAUCGUGACUUUGACAUGUCUAAGAUUAACAAAAGAGACCAAUAUGAUCCAUCUCAACCUUGUUGUCGCUCUGGGUUUGGCGCAGAUUUUUUUCCUGUCCGGCAUUACAGCCACUGAAAACAAGGCUGUGUGCACAUUUGUUGCUGUUGCUCUUCAUUUCUUCAAUCUGGUAGCGUUCUUCUGGAUGCUUGUUGAGGGUCUAUGGCUAUAUGUCAUGGUCGUGCGUGUAUUUGAUACUGGUUACAACAGAAUCAAACGUUACGUCAUCGCCGCAUGGACCAUCCCAGCUGUCAUUGUCGUGGUGACAUUGGUUUCUAGCUUUGAUGGAUAUGGUACAAAACACAGUUGUUGGCUUUCGGUAGAAAAAGGUACAAUCUGGAGUUUUGCUGCCCCUGUUCUUAUUAUUGUAUUGAUUAAUACAGUGAUCCUUGCACUUGUCGUGCGUGAAAUUCUACGAUUACACAACCCUGCGCCCACAGACGAUAGUAAAUUACAAACCGUAAGGUCUGGUAUUAAAUCUACCGUGGUUUUGCUGCCAAUACUUGGAAUUGCUUGGGUAUUUGGUAUCCUUGCAGUAAACAGCCAAACCCUGGCUUUCCAGUAUUUGUUCGCGAUUUUCAACUCACUACAGGGCUUCUUGAUCUUCAUUUUCCAUUGNUUGGUACAUCUUCAGGUCCGUAAGACAUUCCGCCGAAAAAAGCAAAUCUGGUCAGACAAUCAAAUCUUCAAUUGCCAYAGUACUUCGACUCCACAACCCAAAUAUGACAGUGAGCUAUCAAAGGAAACUCGAUCAACUACCAAUGGAGUAGAGAAAAGACCGCAUUCUUCAACCUCAACGUCAAAAAUUAUYAUCAAGUAGCCAAAUGACUAAAUUAAAGUGCGCAAAAUAACAUAAUCUGAUUGUCAACCGGUAUCGCCACUCAUUGGAACUGUAACGAACACAAAAUACCUGUAUCUAUAAUAUACUUAAUAUAUUGUACAUUCUGAUUGGCUGACAACUGUGUUGUUCUACUAGUGAAGAGCAUGGAACAMAGUAAUGACGCAAUCUUUUAUAUUAAAAUAAAAUUGAUACAUAUAGGCUCUGCCAUGCUCCGUUGCUAAAGCAUGCUACGGAAAUUGAUUGGGAGUGUGCUUUACGAAGUGAGAACCACUCGCUUAUGCUUCUCUCAGUUCACUUCCUUCGGUCUCUUCUCACAUUGAGUCAGCGCAUUCUAUCAAUCUUAUAUCAAGGAACGGAGCACGGAUCAGCGUACGUUGUCUAUCUUUUAAAUACAAAUAACCAUACUCUAUAUAAAAUCAAUAAUAUAUACAACAAAUAAACUAUGAACUUGGAGUCCAAGUUUUCUAUYCAUUCGAUGCRAMCAUGGUAUAACUAUAGCCUACUMAGACAGGCGUUCCUGSUGGGGGRGYYGAGGAGAUAGAUAGAUACUUUAUUGAAAUUUACGUUUGCAGCCAGUGCAAGUUACAAAGGAUGUGAUUAUUCAAAAUAUGUAACAAAACUUAUACUUUUUAUCCUUAAAAAAAAGAGAAAACAAGGGGAAAUAUAAAAAUGGGCCUUCCGCUCCUCCUUCUCCACAUUCUUCUC
Molecule: messenger RNA, 4183 nt
Organism: Exaiptasia diaphana
Lineage: Eukaryota; Metazoa; Cnidaria; Anthozoa; Actiniaria; Aiptasiidae
Product: adhesion G protein-coupled receptor L1
Exons: 24
Coding region: 677-3457 (926 amino acids)
Biological process (GO): adenylate cyclase-activating G protein-coupled receptor signaling pathway; cell surface receptor signaling pathway
Cellular component (GO): membrane
Molecular function (GO): G protein-coupled receptor activity
Source: RefSeq, a predicted model, not a curated record